AUGCUCGCCGGCUUGAGUAUCGGCCUGAGAGGCCUUCAGAUCGUCUUCGGCGCCGUAAUCAUCGGUCUCUCCGUACAAUUCAUCACCGCCCAAAAGAUCGGUUCCGCAGCAACCACCACCAAAUACUCCGUCUUCACAGGUGCCUACGGCAUUAUCGAAGGGUUUCUGGGUCUCGCUGCGCUGUUUCUCAGUUUCAUCCCGGAUAUUAUCGUGUUGGGGGCAGAUGCCGUUGGUGCCCUUGUCCUUCUUGCAGGCGGAAUCGCCUGGGCAAUAGGUACCCGCUCCACUUCCUGCACCGACAUUUCCAAAGCCGAGAAAAUCCUCGACAACAACUUGCUCAACCAGGGCAAGCGCAAGUACAAGGGGGAUUGGUACUACGGCAUUUUGGACGGCAACCCGAGCGAAAAGGAGCUGUGGAGCAGGCUGCAGAGUAGCUGCAAGAAGGGGCUGGCGGACGAGAUCUUCCAGUUUUUGGCGUUUGCGGUUUUGGCGGUGUUGUUGAUUGUGGGAUGGAUUAGGUGGAGGAAGGGGAAGGGUGGUGGUGCGGGAUCGAGGAGGACUUAUGUUUAG
Molecule: messenger RNA, 570 nt
Organism: Sordaria macrospora k-hell
Lineage: Eukaryota; Fungi; Ascomycota; Sordariomycetes; Sordariales; Sordariaceae
Biological process (GO): eisosome assembly; protein localization to plasma membrane
Cellular component (GO): plasma membrane; eisosome
Source: RefSeq, a predicted model, not a curated record